This is a messenger RNA of Papilio machaon (common yellow swallowtail), 1812 nucleotides long. Its product is annotated as esterase FE4-like. NCBI's taxonomy places the organism in Eukaryota, Metazoa, Arthropoda, Insecta, Lepidoptera, Papilionidae. The record is from RefSeq and is a predicted model, not a curated record. Bases 97 to 1785 code for a protein of 562 amino acids. The transcript has 4 exons.
ACGACGUUGGUUCUGCAUUUUCAAUACUCUCAUACACAAUCACAUACGUUUCGUGAUUGGACAUACGUUACAUUCAAUUCGUUUUAUUUUUAAAUAAUGGUUUAUGUUGUUUUGGCAAAGUUUUUGUUUAUACUCAUAAUGGUACAUUAUUGUGAGUGCGACACGCAACCAAAUAUGAGUGAUAAUACGAAUCCUAUAGUCGCAGUGAAAACAGGAAAAUUAAGAGGAACAAUUGCUACUCUAAUCGAUGGAUCUACAUAUUACAGCUUUAAAGGUAUUCCAUAUGCCAAAGCACCUACUAGAGAGCGAAGGUUUCAGGCUCCACUUCCACCAAAACCUUGGGAUGGAAUACGUGACGCAAUCGAUCACGGUCCAGUUUGUCCACAAUAUGAUAACCCUGACCUCAUAGAGGGCAGCGAGGAUUGUUUAUUCGUCAAUGUUUACACCAAGAGUAUUGACCCAAAAGCUAAUAUCCCAGUUAUGGUUUACAUUCACGGUGGUAGCUACAGUUCUGGUUCGGGCAAUAACGAUACUUAUAAUCCAGAUUUUUUGAUACAACAUAAUGUAAUCUUAGUGACUAUAAACUACCGACUUGAGUUGUUAGGAUUUUUAUGUCUCGAUACUCCUGAGGUUCCAGGGAAUGCCGGAAUGAAAGAUCAAGUUUUCGCUUUACGCUGGGUAAAGGAAAACAUAGUCCAGUUUGGGGGUAAUCCAAAUAGUGUCACCAUCUUUGGUGAAAGUUCUGGUGCGAGUUCUGUUACUUACCAUAUGUUAUCUCCCAUGUCUAAAGGAUUAUUUCACAGAGUAAUCGCUCAAAGCGGUACCGCUAUACACGAUUGGACAAUAGGUAGAGAUUCCAAAGAAAGAGCAUUCAAAGCCGGGAAAGUUUUGGGAAAAAACACAAGAAACACUAAAGAAUUGUUAGACUUCUUUCGUAGCCUAAAUCCAACACAACUUACUAAUCUAACCGAAAGAACAUUAUCGUACGAUGAGAGAUAUAGAGGUCUGCUAGAAACGUUUGUUCCAGUCAUUGAAACUAAAUUUAAAGGUGUAGAAGCAUUUUUAGAUAAAAGUCCCAUUGAAAUGCUUGCAAAAGGAAAGGUGCGAUCAAAAGUACCACUAAUGAUCGGUUACAAUUCCGCAGAAGGUUUAAUAAUUGUUGACGAUCGGGUAAAUAAUAUUGAGAUUUAUAACCAAAACCCCUCCUUCUUCGUUCCAAAAGAAAUAGAAGAAAUGGUAUCUGAAGAAUCAUUAAAAGAAUUUGGAAAAAGAGCAAAAAGUUUCUAUUUUGGACUUAAUAACAUAACAAAAGAUGAACCACAAACAAUUGAAAUGAUUAAUAGCGACAUAUUCUUCAUUUAUAAUACCCAUAGGUUUGCUCAUCUCUAUACUUCCACUAAUCAACCUUUAUACAUGUACAGAUUCAAUUACGAUACAGAGCUUAACAUCAUAAAAAUAUUUUCAAAAUAUAACUUUUUAAAAGGCGCCUGUCAUGCUGAUGAUCUAUUCUACAUAUUCUAUAAUUCGUUUAAUAAAAAAGCUUACGAGCAACAAGAGAGGCUAAGAAAAAUAGUUUUUGACAUCACCUCACUAUGGGCUAAUUUCGCUAAAACUGGCAAUCCGACACCUGAUAACACUUGGCGGCCAUUUACGCCGGAGGGUAAAGAAUAUUUGAAGUUAGAAGAAAACAAAAGAAUGGGGACGUUCGCAGAAAAGGACCGGGUCAAAUUUUGGAAUCAGAUCUACAAAGAGGCCAAUCUUCCCUACAUUAUUAAUAUUGAUUAAAUUAAAAACACAUGAAAAAAUAUCGCG